This is a messenger RNA of Austrofundulus limnaeus, 2061 nucleotides long. RefSeq names its product gastrin-releasing peptide receptor (gene grpr). The record is from RefSeq and is a predicted model, not a curated record. Lineage: Eukaryota; Metazoa; Chordata; Actinopteri; Cyprinodontiformes; Rivulidae. The coding region runs from base 226 to 1308 and encodes 360 amino acids. Gene Ontology annotation, cellular component: plasma membrane. Gene Ontology annotation, molecular function: neuropeptide receptor activity. The transcript has 3 exons. Gene Ontology annotation, biological process: G protein-coupled receptor signaling pathway.
UCCUUUUGAUUUUUUACCUGGAUUACUGAGAUGCAUCAGGACAUUAUUAAAUGUAAUUGAAUGCAUAUGUGGAGUUUACUUGUAUUUAGUCCCAUCACUCAUCUCCAUCAGCUCCAUCCUGUGGUCCAUGACGUGACGCACGCGCCUGCAGGAGGCAGAUAGUUUAUAAAGCAGGAAGCAACCCUCAGUCACCACAGACCGAGUCCUCCACCUGUAUGGGCUGCCAUGUCUCUGGAGGAUCUGCUGGUUUUACCCGCGGACGACAGCGGCGCGUCUUUUCUCAACGUCUCCAGCGGGGUUUGGGGUGCCGCCCCGGAGCAGCACCAGUACAUCAUCUGGACCCCCGGCGUCGGGAUCGCCGCGGUCUACGGACUCAUCAUCAUCGUGGGUCUGGUGGGGAACGUGACUUUGAUGAAGACGUGYCUGCUGGUGAAGUCGAUGCGCACGGUGCCCAACUUGUUCCUGUCCAGCCUGGCUCUGGGGGACCUGCUGCUGCUGGUCACGUGCGCCCCGGUGGACGCCAGCCGGUACCUGCUGGACGAGUGGAUGUUCGGCCGGCUCGGCUGCAAGCUGAUCCCUUUCAUCCAGCUCAGCUCAGUGGGGGUGUCCGUGUUCACCCUGACUGCGCUCUCCGCGGACCGGUACAGAGCAAUCGUCAAGCCGCUCGACAGCCACAGAUCCAAUCCCACGCUCAGCAUCAGCCUACGCGUCGGGGCCAUCUGGCUGCUCUCCGUAACUCUGGCCGUCCCUGAGGCCGUCUUCUCCGACCUGCACACCUUCACCACCAGCCACACCAACGAGACCUUCGUGACCUGUGCGCCUUACCCCCACGCCGGRGAGCUGCACCCCAAGAUCCACUCCACCGCCUCCUUCCUCAUUUUCUAUGUCAUCCCGCUGCUCGUCAUCUCCGUUUACUACUUCUUCAUCGCUYGCAGUCUGAUCAGCAGCUCUGUGGACAUUUCUGCUGAAGGACACCUGCACCUUCAGAAACAGAUCAAAUCCCGGAAGCGUCUGGCCAAAACCGUGCUGGUGUUUGUGGGUCUGUUUGCUGUUUGUUGGCUGCCCAGCCACGUCAUCUACCUUUACCGCUCCUACCACUACGGCCAGGUGGACACGUCGCUGGCCCACUUCAUCGCCAGCGUGUGCGCCCGGGUCCUGGCCUUCACCAACUCCUGCGUGAACCCGUUCGCUCUGUACCUGAUGAGCAAAAGCUUCAGCAAGCACUUCAGGAAGCAGCUGCUGUGCUGCAGCUCUCCCAGACGCCUGUACAGCCAGAACAGCGCCAGCACCAACGUGACCACUGUCUGAAGGACCACCCCCCCCCCYUCAUGCUGAAGCAAUCAUUUGAAAAUGCUUGUUGACAACUUUCUAAUCAAACACAAAGGGGUAAUUUUGCUGUUAAACACUGUUUAAAAGAAAAAUGAGCUCUGCAGAUUGAACAAUGCCUGUACAAAACAUUUUCUCUGUUGCUGUGUUUAUCCUCCAGAAGAGUUAUAAUCCAAAAGGACAUGUUGUGGCUUUAAACUCCAAACCAUUCAGAUGGAAAAAUGAUGUAAUUUCAUGUUUUUCUGUGAAACUGAAAUGAUCUCAGCUGCCAUUAGAAGUGGACCCAAAGCCUGAACCGACCAGACUUUAGUUUUGUUGUCAAUAUUUUUGUCUCUUUAAAAGCUUGUAGCAAUGCAGCGCUUCCUUCUCACAUAAAAACAUUUCAUGUAUGUAAAAUCUUUCAACCUAAUGUGAUCAUUUUGUUUUGUUGUUUUACCUGAAAAGCUGUUCUCAAAUAUAAAUCGACAUAUUUUUCAAGUAAUUUGUUUUUCUUUUAACAUAAACCACUCAACAUUUAUAUGUAAUGAUGUAUUUUGUGGCUUUGCUUCUGUUCAUUGUAAAUUAUUGUUUUUAAAUAAUUUAAUUUAAUUAGCACAUUUAAAAUCUUGUUUUUUGUAGCUGUAAUCUAAUAAAGGACGAAUAAACUGGCUUUUAUUUCUGAUUAAUGUGUUGGUUGAUCUAAAAAAACAAAAUGUUACUGCAACAGUAUUUUCAGAGCCAAAAAUUAAAUAUUUC